This is a messenger RNA of Lodderomyces theae, 1080 nucleotides long. RefSeq lists its product as uncharacterized. Gene Ontology annotation, biological process: response to endoplasmic reticulum stress. NCBI's taxonomy places the organism in Eukaryota, Fungi, Ascomycota, Pichiomycetes, Serinales, Debaryomycetaceae. Bases 1 to 1080 code for a protein of 359 amino acids. Gene Ontology annotation, cellular component: endoplasmic reticulum lumen. The record is from RefSeq and is a predicted model, not a curated record. Gene Ontology annotation, molecular function: protein-disulfide reductase activity; protein disulfide isomerase activity. The transcript has 2 exons.
AUGAGCAAUAGAGUAGCCGCGUAUAACGAAGCAGUCCAAGCAUUUCAAGCGGGAACUCCAGUUGUCAAUUCAGCUAUAACCACUACAACCACAGUUUUCACAUUGUUCUUAUUGCUCCUAUCAUUUGGUUCUUUAUCAUUCACAUUACUUGGAGAUAUCAAAAAGAAGAGCUUGUUGAGUUAUUUGAUUAGUGCCAUUGUUGCUUCAUUGAGCGUCGGUUUCAUCUCUGCAAGGGCACAAGCAGAUGAAUAUGCAAAUGAUCCAAACAUAUUCGAAUUGACGUCAUCUAAUUUUGAUAAAGUGAUACAUGGCUCAAAUUACACAUCAAUCGUCAAAUUUUAUGCACCUUGGUGCGGGUAUUGCCAACAAUUGAAACCAGUCUGGAAAAAAUUGGGCAAAGCCAUUGGUGGAGGCUCGAAACUUAGUGUCAAUGUGGCAGCAGUCAACUGUGAUAAAGAUUAUAACAAGCCCCUUUGUGCUCAAUAUCAAAUCAGUGGAUUCCCAACUGUCAUGGUAUUUAGACCACCCAAAUAUGACAAGUCCAAGGCAGUUGGAGGUAGAAAACUGAGACACGCUAGUGAAGCAUAUAGCGGACCACGCACAGUUAAAGCUAUGCUGCAGUUUUUAAGCUCGAGGUUGAAAAAUUAUGUUAAGAAGUUGCAUAAUUUGGAUAAAGAUUUGGUCAAUUGGGUUAAUAACGACACCGACAAGGCGAAAGUUCUACUUAUUGCAAAGUCGAAUCUGAUUAGUCCGUUGUUGAAGUCUUUGGCGAUUGAUUUUAUAACCAAAGUUGACUUUGCAAUGUACGGAAAGUACAAUGACCAACCAAAGACUAUUGAAAUUGACGGCAAGCUGGUGGAUGUGCCUAAGACUGAGUUCUCAACCUUGCUCUAUUUAGAUAGAGACAGUGGAAAGUUAUUACCCUACGAUGCGACUGAGAAACUAGACGACAAAACUAAGAUAUCAAAGUGGGUCAAAGCCGUUACUCAAGUCGACCCCGUCGAAGGACCAUUAUCUAAUCGUGGAAAACGGCUUCUCAAAUACAAGAGUAAAAAAAAAGUCGAGCAUGAUGAAUUGUAA